UGUAAGAGUAAUUUAUACAUACAUAUGGUCACGUCUAUAUCCCUUGCGGUGCAGACAGAGCCAGCAGUCUUAAAAAUACUGAAUGGCCACGUUCAGCUAUUUGGCUUAAUGAUAGAAUUGAAAUUCAAAUAGUGAUAGGAUGCUAGCCCAUCGCCUAAAAAAUAAUCCCAAGUUUGUAAGCCUAUCCCUUAGUCACCUUUUACGACAUCCAUGGGAAAGAGACGGAGUGGUCCUAUUCUUUUUGUAUUGGUGCCGGGAAAAUUGUUUUAAAGAUUUUUGUCUACGACUUUUUUGCUAUUAACAUACCAUAUUGCUUAUUUACAUACCCAUAGAAAGUUACAGCUUUCUGCCACUUAAUGAUCUCUGAAUAACUACUGAACCCUAAACAAACGCAGUUUUUAGAAGGCGCGAAGAAUAAUAAUGUCACUCUGACAAUGACAAUAACAAUUUCAUAUCUGACAGUGACAGAAAAACAUGGUUGUUUUGUUGUGGAAAUCGAAGUGGAAAUGAUUAUUAUUUUUGUUCAAUAUUUAAUAAAAUAAUCGGGUUUUUUUAAAUAAAAUUACUACUUACCCUACUUAAACACAAUGAAGUGGAGUGAAGACCAGACGGUGAAAUUCGUGAAAAUUUACUUGGAGCAUGAGUACUUGUGGAACACGAAACAUGAAAACUACGGGCAUAAAUAUUUACGUAAAAAAGCGUACAAUAGUAUUAGCUCUAAUUUCGAGAGUGCCACAGACUGAUGAUACUACAACAGAUGUUCAGAAGAAAUGGUUAGUUUUAUCAGACAAUGAAAAUAAUGAAGAUGGGGAAUAUCAUGAAAAAUCAGAGUUAAAUGAGUCACAGUUUGAAAAUAAUUGUCUGGAGAACCCAGCCUCUUUCAAUGCAAGUAACAAAAGGUGGAGUGAAGAAGAAACACAUAAAUUUGUGAAGAUUUAUUUGCAGCAUGACAUUUUUAGGAAUCAAAAACAUGAUUUCAAAAAUAAUAAAAUGCGUAAAAAUGCCUACAAUAAAAUCGCUAUGGACUUUGAGGCGGCUACUGGUAUUGCUCUCACGGAGAGAGAAGUGAUAAAUAAAAUAAGAAAUCUAAAAUCGACUUAUGCGCAGGAACUUUUAAAAAUAAGAAGGAAAUCUAACUCGGACUUCACAUAUGUAUCAACAUUGAAAUGGUUUGCUGACUGGGAUAGAUGCUACAAUACCAAAUACUCCCAUGAUGAGCUCAGACUAUCAGACUCCGAUGACCAUAAAGUAUGGCUGGAAUUAUCGAACAAUGAAGAUGAAACGAAUGCAACGCAAAAUGAAACAGUAGAUAGCUAUUCAAGGACAAAAUGGAGCGAAACUGAAACAUUAAAAUUUGUAAAGAUAUAUUUACAAUAUGAAUUCUUAUACAACCCAAAACACAAAUACUUCAGACAGAAGAAACUACGUCAUGAAGCAUAUAUCAGUGUGAGUUCAGAAUUUGAAGCAGCAACUGGAAUGAAACUAGAUGAACAAGAAAUAAAAGCCAAAGUUAAGAUAUUGGGUUCUACUUACGCUCAGGAGUUGGCAAAAAUAAGAAAAAGAUCAGACACAGACAAUCCAUAUUCGCCGGCGAUGAAAUGGUUCCAUUACUGGCAUAAAUAUAAACGUGUCAUCCAACAGCGCAAUGCUCAAAAUUCAGAGGACGAUACACAAGAAACAGGCGAGAUAUCGCCUGAAACAUUAUCUGAAGACGACCAGAAAUUCGAACCGGAAUUGGAGGAAACAAUCGCCCGCGAAUCUGACUCGGACGAGGAAGUUGAGACGAAAAGAGUGAAAUUAGAAGAUGACGAACAUUCCAAUAAGAUCUUCACCAAUUUCGUUGAUACAAGCUCUGUUUCCGAGCCGGAGGACGAGUUUGAUCACUAUGGAAAAUACAUCGCGACAGUAUUGAGAGGUAUGGAUAUGGACAAAGCUUUGCAGAUACAGCUGCAGAUACAAACAUUGUUGAGCGGUGCUCGGAUGGAGGAUAACACGAUGUAGUUUGUUGCUUUGUCCUGAGCAGACUGACUGGAAUGUCCAAGAUACAGAUUUUAAAAGCAAAUCGCUGAUGGUAAGCAUUUUGCGAGGGUAUAUUUGUGAGUAUAGUGUAAAUAAGGAAAUUUGAAGGUGUAGUGUCCUUUCUAUACAUCCCAUAUUAUUAUAAUGUGUAAAUAUUAACCAAGUAUGUAUGAAGUAUAUAGGAUUUAACAAUUAUACAAUUAUAAUGCCAUGUUUCGUAAGGCUUAUAGGUAUAUAUAAUAAGGGUAGAAA
Molecule: messenger RNA, 2271 nt
Organism: Amyelois transitella
Lineage: Eukaryota; Metazoa; Arthropoda; Insecta; Lepidoptera; Pyralidae
Exons: 4
Coding region: 640-2001 (453 amino acids)
Source: RefSeq, a predicted model, not a curated record